Molecule: messenger RNA, 4324 nt
Organism: Clupea harengus (Atlantic herring)
Lineage: Eukaryota; Metazoa; Chordata; Actinopteri; Clupeiformes; Clupeidae
Product: protocadherin beta-15-like
Biological process (GO): homophilic cell-cell adhesion
Cellular component (GO): plasma membrane
Molecular function (GO): calcium ion binding
Source: RefSeq, a predicted model, not a curated record
UUCGAUUACGUUUUUUGUCAUGACAAAAAGUUUGCUGACUAAUUAAAUGUUAAAUCAAGUAAUCCAAACAAUUUCACUGGAAAUUUUAAAAGUGGAAAAACUGUUACCGCUGUCUAUCAUCUCAGUUGUGUUCAGAAAGACUAAUUUGCAUUUUGAGAUGAUGAUGUUUGUCCUGUAGGAAGCAAUGUGCGCAACGAUGGUGCGUAAUGGAAACUGUUCAGUGGCUAUCAUGAAAGUAUGCACCCUUAUUACUGUCUAAGCCAAACGUGCUGGUUGUGCAUACUUGCUAUUGUAAUUACUUAUGAAUGCAAUUCGUGUUUAAUGUUAACAGCCAUUACUGGAAGUGUCUUAAGGUAGAGUCAGUGUUCUUGCUGAAAUUGUCAUGCUGUGGUGGUUUACAGAUGGUGUAUGAAAACGUUGUGGUGUAGUAUGGCAGAUUUAACUUGCAUAUGUUGUAUUUAGAAAAUUCAAUCAAAUCGAUUUUUGCUGUUGCGUUUGUAAAGUCAGUCGUGAUGAUUCUGUUCAGUCUUUAAUUUUGCUUUACAAGACAGCAAGUCCGAAUAAAUUAAUGAGGGUGCAGGACAUGUUGUACCUAAAACCUGCAAUAGGACACACUGAAACACCCACGUCUUAAAUAUCAGUUAAAUAUAGGCCUACAUGAUGAAACCUAUACGCAUUGGUUGCUCGCCUUUAUUCCUCUAUUACUGAGAACAAGCUGGAUGUAUCCUUAUACGCAUUACAUUGUGUCCUUAAGUUGUUUUGUGUUUUAUUGCGUAUAGAACGUUUGGUUUCCUUUUACGGCAUUCUUACUAUUAUCAGCUUGACUUGACUUGUCUUAUCUAUAUUGCGUUUGGGAGGUAAUGCUGGAUACUGUAACACUUAGCACUUCACUCAUAUUCUGCAGUUUUGUGAUGGAACUCACAGCGUCGCUGUUCGCUAGCACAAGGAGGAUCACGGUUUUCUCCACCCUAUUGUCACAACGAAUCAGCAUCUUAUAAAAACUGCAUCGAGUUCCGUGUUCGGAUUGCCUUUUGUAUCACCAGUCUGUAUGUAUUCAAGAUAUGUUUUGGUUCUUGAGUCAUGCAAUUAGGAUGUGUACAACAAUGGAGCACAGAGGACCGCCUUUGUUUGGAUUAUUGGCGCUGGUCACAUUCGCUCUCAUGGCUAUCACCGUGCAUGCAGACCUGAGCUAUUCCUUUCCGGAGGAGAUGAAACGCGGAUAUGUCAUAGGAAAUAUAGCCAAGGACCUCGGAUUGGAUGUGACUAGAUUAUCCGCUCGUAAGGCUCGACUAGUCUCUGAAGAGGAUCCUAAACAAUAUUGUGAUUUAAAUCUGAGAACAGGGGAGCUGUUUAUAGCUGACAGGAUCGACAGAGAAGAGCUUUGUCUCGAAAAAUUGACGUGUCUGCUGAGAUUAGAGUUAAUGCUUGAAAACCCAUUAGAGUUGCAUCGUAUAGCACUUCAAAUUCAAGAUAUUAACGAUAAUUCUCCCAUGUUUCCGAAGGAAUUGAUUAAACUCGAAAUCAGUGAAAAUGCCGUCAAAGGCUCUAGGUUUCGUGUGAACGAGGCACACGACUUAGACGCUGGACAUAAUUCAGUGCAGACCUACACACUGGAAAGCAAUAGCCAUUUUGUCUUAGCUGUGAACAAGGACACUGACGGGGGGAAAAACGUUGAAUUGAUUUUAGAUAAGGAGCUUGACCGAGAACAGCAGCAGGAUGUCACAUUAGUUAUUUCUGCCGUCGAUGGUGGGACACCACCAAGAUCAGGCACCGUGGCCAUACACAUUACUGUGUUGGAUGCGAAUGAUAAUGCGCCAGUGUUUAUCCAAGAGGUUUAUGAAGCAAGUUUACCCGAAAACUCUGAUUUGGACACUGUUGUGGUUAAAGUGAGUGCAACUGAUGCAGACGAGGGUGCUAACGGUGAAGUAUCAUAUGAAUUUAGUCGUAUUUCAAGUAAAGCGAAAAAGAUAUUUUCACUGAAUUCACUGACGGGUGAAAUCAAAGUUAUUGGCGUAGUUGAUUUUGAGGACGAACAAAAAUAUGAAAUACGCAUAGAAGGAAAAGAUGGAUUUGGACUUUCCACGAAAGCACGAGUUGUCAUAGAAAUAACAGAUUUAAAUGAUAACGCCCCAACUAUAGUUUUGCAGUCUCUGAGUAAUUCUAUCCCUGAAGAUGUGUCUCUUGGCACGGAGGUUGGAAUUAUACAUGUACAGGACAGAGACUCUGAUAAGAACAGACAAGUGCGCUGCUUCAUCCAGGAAAAUUUUCCGUUUAAGCUUGUCCCUUCAAUCAAAAAUUACUAUUCGCUGGUAACGACUGGUGCGUUGGACCGUGAACUGGUCUCCGAAUAUAAUUUUACUGUAAUUGCAAAUGAUGCCGGGUCUCCACCCUUAUCUUCCUCGAAAAGUGUACACCUAUCUGUUGCCGAUGUUAACGACAACGCACCUGUCUUUGAUAAGCUUUUGUAUACUGCACAGAUAACUGAAAAUAACAAACCUGGCUAUUCAGUAUGUUCAGUAAAGGCUAGGGACCCUGACUGGAGACAAAACGGCACGAUUAUGUAUUCUUUAGCAACAGGUGAGGUAAAUGGCCUCCCAGUGUCUUCGCUUUUAUCCAUCAAUGGAGACACUGGGAUAAUCCAUGUUGUCAAGUCAGUCGAUUAUGAACAUUUGAAAAGUUUCAAAGUUUAUGCCAUAGCAAGAGAUAGUGGCUCUCCUCCUCUCAGCAGCAACGUGACUGUCAGUGUUUUGAUAACAGAUGAAAACGAUAAUCCUCCGCAGAUAUUAUAUCCGACACCACAAGGAAGUUCGCUCAUGACUGAAUUGGUGCCCAAAACAGUGCUAGCGGGGUCUUUGGUAUCCAAAAUCAUUGCCGUAGACGCAGACUCUGGACAAAACGCAUGGCUUUCGUAUGAGAUUAUAAAAUCUUCUGAUCCAGGACUUUUCACAAUCGGUGUGCACAGUGGAGAGAUCAGGACGCAGAGAGACAUUUCCGAAAACGAUGGCAUGAAACAGAAUCUUAUUGUCUCAGUGCGAGAUAAUGGACAGCCCACUCUCUCUGUAACUUGCGCCCUACAUGUACUCAUUUCAGACAGCUUUGCUGAGAUUCCCGAGAUAAACGACAAAUAUGAUGAAAGUAAUUCCAAACUCACGUACUACUUGAUUAUUGCACUUGUCUCUGUUUCCACCUUCUUCCUUACUUUUAUCAUCGUCACCGUGGCUGUACGAUUCUGCCGUCGAGGAAAGCCAAGAUUGCUGUUUGAUGGAGCAGUCGCGAUUCCCAGCGCGUAUCUUCCUCCAAAUUACGCAGAUGUGGAUGGCACUGGAACUUUACGCAGCUGUUACAAUUAUGACACGUACAUGACGACGGGGUCGCGCACAAGUGACUUUAAGUUUGUUACGUCUUACAACGACGGAACAAUGCCCACUACCUUGACACUGAAAAAAUCGCCCACUGCUGCAGUUGAUCACAACGAGCUCUUCCAGGCUCCUGAUAUGUCUGCUCAGGUAAGGCACAUUUUAUUUUCUAUGAUGUUAUCUCUCAAUGUGUUGGUUUUACUCUAUCUACCCAUCCAUCCACCUCAAAAUCUUACAUUACAUGUAUAUCAUACAAAGUCAUACAUUACAUUACAUUACAUAACAUUACAUUCAUAUACAUUAGUUAAGCAAUAUGACACUUGUGUUCAUGGGGCUGGUAAAGGAUAUCCCCACAGCUGUGAUUACCUGCAGCACUCAGCCUCUGGCCUUGUGUCUAUGGCCUAAUCACAGCCAUGGGGAUAUCCUUUACCAAGCCCAUGAACACGAGUGUCGUAUUGUUUUCAUACAACAGCUCAAAUACUGACUAAUUGAGUUUGAAGACACCAGAUUGUGUUUUCUGUCGUUUAUUUUGAUUUUGUCUAUUCAUUCUCCGCCCCCAAAAGUAGUUCAGACCUGAGUGUUCGGUGUCAAGAAUGACUAAGUGUCAUCUGUCACCUGUCUUCACAUUACAUUACAUUUCCCCAACUCAAUUUGCUCCCUUUCUUCACUGGAAAACUGUUGUGCAAUCAGGAAUGAAUACAUUGAUAACACCAUUUAGCCUAUACCUAGCUGCAUACACAAGCAUUUUAUAAAAACAUGACCAAAUGAUAUGUUAAUGCUUUACUGACUUCAAAGUAAAGGCAGUAGAGCUGCACUGAGCUAUACCAGAUGCUGGCCUUGUUACCAUGUGAUACUCCAUCUUGUGGUGAUAUGUGAAACAGACACAGAGCAUGAGAGGCAGAAACAGAGCUUGAGUCAGUGACACAUGCCUGUGAGAGUGUGUGUAUCUCUCUCUCUCUCUCUCUCUC